Pyricularia pennisetigena is the source of this 501-nucleotide messenger RNA. RefSeq lists its product as uncharacterized. The coding region runs from base 1 to 501 and encodes 166 amino acids. The transcript has 3 exons. The record is from RefSeq and is a predicted model, not a curated record. NCBI's taxonomy places the organism in Eukaryota, Fungi, Ascomycota, Sordariomycetes, Magnaporthales, Pyriculariaceae.
AUGGACCCGCUGGUUUGGGUGCAGCGCGCAGGAGAGAAGGACCUUGUAUAUAGUUUCGAAUUCUGCCCCAAACUGCAUACCAUCACUCUUGUGCCAAGAAGUACUGACGACGCUCAUGAUGCUGUUUCUCCACGUGUCCCAAGUGCGCCACCUCUUGAUCCUGAGCCCAAGUGUGCCUUGCCCCUUGUACUACUGUCGCGCAUAAUCGUGAAAAAAAGUCGAAAUUCAAAAAUGGUCGUUCUUGAGGCGGUGCAAAAGGGCAACGAACAAAAAGGGCAAACAGAAGUAAAAAGAGGAAAAAGCAGACUUGGGAAAGGUGGGAAGCCGGCUCGAAGCUUGCUUGCAUGUGUGUGGAGGGAGGAGGUGGAUUCGGGAAAGUGUCGAGGCGUGGUGCGAAAGUCUAAAACUGGGCAGCGUGAGCCAGGAAAGCGCUGUGACAAGGCGGAAAGCGGAGGAGACGACACGCAACCGCGCCGCCGGUGGGGCAGUGAAUACGGCUGA